This is a messenger RNA of Salvelinus sp. IW2-2015, 2343 nucleotides long. RefSeq lists its product as uncharacterized. The transcript has a single exon. Lineage: Eukaryota; Metazoa; Chordata; Actinopteri; Salmoniformes; Salmonidae. The record is from RefSeq and is a predicted model, not a curated record. The coding region runs from base 1 to 2343 and encodes 780 amino acids.
AUGAAGGCUUUAUGUGGCUGGCGCUCACUGUCUGCAGAAUACCCCGCCCACCCACUCCACACGCCCCAGCCUCCCGCCCGCACCCACCUCCACAAGCUCCCCGCCCCCACCUCCACACAGUCCCCCGCCACCCCACCUCCAACAGCCCCGCCACCCUUCUCCACUCCACCAAAGCCCCCCGCCACCCCACCACCCACCAACGCCCCUCCCCACGCACCCCACCUCCACACCCAGUCCCCGCCACCCACCUCCACACCAGGUCCCCCGCCACCUCAGCACCUCCACACAGCCCCCCCACCCACCUCACCAAGCCCCACCCCCACCUCCACACAGUCCCCGCCACCACUCCACACAGUCCCCGCACCCCACUCACACAGCCCCGCCACCCUCCAACACAGCCCCCGCCACCCCUCACACAGCCCACCGCCACCCACUCCACACAGCCCCCGCCACAACCCAUCCCCACACAGUCCCCGCCACCCCAACUCCACAUCAGUCCCGCACCCACUCCCACAGUCCCCCGCCACCCCACUCCAACAGUCCCCGCCACCCACCUCCACACAGCCCCCGCCACCCCACCUCCACCACAGCCCCCGCCACCCACCCUCCACACACGCCCUCCGCACACCACACACCCCGCCACUCACCUCCACACAGCCCCCGCCACCCCACCUCCACACAGCCCCCGCCACCCCACUCCACACAGUCCCCCGCACCCCACCUCCACACAGUCCCCCGCCACCCCCACUCCACACAGUCCCGCCCCCGCCCACGUCCCGACCACCUCCACACACCCCCGCCACACCUCACACAGCCCCGCCACCCACCUCCACACAGUCCCCGCCACCGCCUCACACAGCCCCCGCCACCCACCUCCACACAGUCCCGCCACCCCACCUCCACACAGCCCCCCAACCACUCCACCAGUCCCCUGCCACCCCACCUCCAACAGCCCCCUGCCACCCCACCUCGACCUCCAAUUACCCCCCUCCACACAGACCCCCACCCACUCGACCUCCAGACAGCCCUCCUCCACCGCACCUCCAGACAGCCUGUCUCCACUCCACUCCAGACAGCCCACCAGUCCAGACGCCCCUCUCCACCCCAUCAGACAGCACCCCCACUCACUCCAGACAGCCCCCACCCCACUCCAGACAAGCCCCCCCACCCACCUCCAGACAGCCCCUCUCCACCCACCUCCAGACAGCCCCCACCCCACCUCCAGACAGCCCUUCCACCCCACUCUCCAGACAGCCCUCUCCACCCACUCCAGACGCCCUCUCCACCCCACCUCCAGACAGCCCCCACCCCACUCAGACAGCCCCCCACCCAGAAGCCCCACCACCCUCCAGACAGCCCCUCCACACCUCCAGACAGCCCCGCCCACCCACCUCCAGACAGCUCUCCACCCCACUCCGACAGCCCCCACCCACCUCCAGACAGCCCCCCCCAACCCCACUCCCAGACAGCCCUCCCACCGCACUCCAGACAGCGUCCUCACCUCCAGACAGCCCCCACCGGGUCACUCCAUUGACAGUGCCCCGCCACCGGCCACCUCCAACUAGCCCGUGCCCACUGCACCUCCAGACAGCACCGCCCACCGCCUUGCCAGACAGGCCGUCUUCCGACCUGGCAUUUUCCUCGAGACAGCGCCCUCGUCUCACACACCGCACCUCAACAGUGGCUCUCACGGUCCAAGCCUCCAGGACAGCCUCUCCACCCGCGCCCACUGUUGGAUCCAGACAGCCCCACUCCACCUCCAGACAUUGCCCACCCCCACCGGCGUCACCUCGAGCAGCCCCCACGUCCACCUCGGCAGACAGCCCUCUCUUUGCUCACCCACCUCCAGACAGCCCCUUCGUCCACGGCUCCACCGGUCCCGACAGACCCCCCACCGCUUCACCUGCAGGACAGCCCCCGACCGGCCAUCGCUCCAGACAGCCGCCCACUCGUGGGCGCGACCUUGGCCGUGGCCAGACAGCAAUACUGCGGGCUCCGGACGCGCAGCCUGGGCCAGACAGCCACGUCUGCUGCAACCGCACCCCAGACAGGCCUCAUCUGCGCAUCCUGUGUGGCUGGUGCGGAUGGGCGGUGGGGGGGGAGUCAGGACCGCGGAUGUGGCCUUCCGUGACAGCGUGCUCUCUGGCGACUUGGUGCCACCUCCAGACAGCACCGCCACACCCAGACAGCCCCCCCACCCCACCUCCAGACAGCCCCCCCACCUCCACACUGUAUCAGUCUGAGGGAAGGGAGAAAGGAGCCAAUAAAGACAACUUCAUUUAUUACCAAGCAUCUGACUCCCAUUUUAAGACAGUAACGUUCUGUAACGGUGUCUCACCGUAA